UGUGCAGCCGUUCCGUUCCAGUUCCACCACCCGCGCCUCAUCCACAACCGAACGGGCGCGACAUGUGCUCGACGUUUUCCCUCUGAGACCACGCGGCCAUGGCGCUCGCCUUCCUCCCGCCCGCGCCCGCAGUCCACCAUCCGCCGCGCCCCCUCAAUCCCCCGCCGCUCGCGUCCGCCACCAACACCGGCUUCUCUUUCCUCUUCCCACCCGCCUCCCGCUGGCCCUCCCUGCAGAGGGCCAGCUCCGCGGCAUCCGGCGGUGGCGCCGGCUCGUCAGAAGCGCCGGCCGACAGCUCGCUCGACGCAGACCUCCUCCGGAGGGUCUCCGGGGCAGAGGACGCGGACCGAGCGCUGGACAUUGUCGCGGAGUCGCUGGGAGGCGGGGCCGGCUCCGGCUCGAAAUCGUCCCUUGACGCGUCCGACUCCAAUGCGAUAGUAGCGGCGGCGCUUGACCGGGGCAACGUCGACCUCGCGCUCUCCGUCUUCGACGCGAUGCGCGCCGGCCUGGCGCGAGUAGGGCGCUGGGGCUGGGCAAGGCCGGACGCGCGGACCUACGCGUUGCUUGUCCAGCGAUUGGCGGCGGCUCUGCGCGUUUCUGAUGCUAUCAGGAUAGUCGACUACGUGUCCCGUGCGGGUGUAUCUUCUGCAGAGGAGGUCCCGUUUGGCAUAACUGUUCGCUGUCCAACCUGCAUGGUGGCAAUUGCUGUCGCACAGCCUCAGCAUGGAACUCAGUUGGAUGCCCUUCAGGUGGUUUCUUGUUCGAAGUGCCGGUACCAAUAUGAACUAUUUUCUGGAGACGUUACAAGCAUCGAGUCAGAAGAAGUGAGCAUGAAUAUUUCAGCUUUUGAGAAGGCCUUGCAAUUUAUAAAUGUGAUGAAAGAUGAUCUUCCAGCUGCCGUUCACUCUAUCGUGAUCCGUACACCCUCAGGAACAGCCCGCACACAUAGAUUUGCUACCAAGACUGUGGAACUGCCUGCUCAAGGAGGAGAAAGAGUGACCAUUUCCUUGGCUGCCCCAGCCAAUGCUUAUCGUCAGAUGGGUCCCCUCAAGAUCGCGGCACGCUCAAAAGGGUUUAGUCCAGGAGAACCCAUGUGCCUCACUAACCAUGUCAGUGGAGAGAUCUCAAAGUUGCUAAGAGUGCCAUCAAAGAAUGUGGGACCAUUGUUUCUUAGUCCUUAUCUAGUUGGCGGUGCUGUUGCUUUGCUUGCUUCUGGAGAUGCUGUUUCUGCAUUCAUUGAUCCAAGCCUCCCUAGACUAAUUACAGCAACUGUCAUUGCAUCGGCUGCUGUUGGGACAACACUAAAUCAAGUGAUCCUGCCAGAGACACGAAAGCUUCCGCAAAAGGCGGUAGACAUAGUUGCUGUACAGCAGAAACUCUUAUCUCAAUAUGACAUGCUUCAAAGUCGUCUUAAGGAUCUGAAACAGCUUGUUGAAAAAGAGGUGUGGAUGCUUGCAAGAAUGUCUCAGUUGGAGAACAAGAUAUUAGCAGUAGGCGAACCAUCAUAUCGUGCUCGACGUGGUAGAGUGAAGAGGGUACGAAAAAGCUUGGAAACUACGCUUUUGGCAAAGAUUGAGCUGAUGGAAAGUUACGCAAAAUUAUGUUCUAUGAUUGAAAUUGAAGUUGAAAUGGACUCUGAUGUUAUCGUUGCUGAAGCAGCAACCGGUGCAGAAAGAAUAUCAGAACAAAUUGAACAGUUGAUGGAGAUUGACAGUCUUGAAGAGCAAUGGCGUAUACAAGCCGAGGCUAAUGAUGAAGCAGAAAGGCUUCUUGGUUCAGAUUCUUCGGAAGCAUUGUCUGCUGAGCGUGUAUGAUGAUAUUUUGGCUGGUCACAGUGACUUGUGAAGACGAUGAUUCUGAUACAGAAGACAAACUGAUUACUAUGUAGAACCAUGUAUCCCCCCCAUAACAUCGAAGUGAAUAUUGCAAAGAACUUGAGAUCUCUAGCAGACACUUGACAGUACAGACCAGGACAAGCUUAUGGAUAGAAACAAGAGAGAAUUCCUUAUUUGACACUCUCUUAAAAUCAUGUUCCUUAUUUGACACUGAAAAAAAUUUCUUCCCUAUAUGACCUAUAGUCUUAAUUUCUUUCCCUAUAUGACACUCUAGUUCAUUUUGUACACGUGAAAAGACCUUUUUGCCCCUGUACAUAAUGUGACCAGAAAUAUGUAGCAUUGAGCCUAAUUAAGGAAAAUUCGUUUAUGAGAGUGAGCACACUCAACA
Triticum urartu is the source of this 2223-nucleotide messenger RNA. RefSeq names its product Pentatricopeptide repeat (PPR) superfamily protein. The record is from RefSeq and is a predicted model, not a curated record. Lineage: Eukaryota; Viridiplantae; Streptophyta; Magnoliopsida; Poales; Poaceae. Gene Ontology annotation, molecular function: protein binding.